AGCCCCAUUUGUUUUCUCACAUUGCCAUUCAUUUUUCUCUCUAUUCUUUUGCUUUUCCACAUUGUUUAUGUAAUAAAAAAAAAAUGGACGAGGCUAAUAUAGCUUGGAACCUUGUUAGAGCUCUCAUUAAACCCAUCAAACGUGAAACUAGUUUCAUCAUUCUCUACAAGAGAAAGGCUGCGAACCGUGACAGUAAAGUUAGGCAACUGAAAUUCAAAUGGGAGACAGUGCAAUCUGCUGUUACUCUUGCAACAAGAAACGGUCAAGAAAUCAUACAGGUGGUGAAGGACUGGCAGGACCGAGCUAGACCCAUAGCUGAGGAGCCUGAGAAAGCCUUGGGUGAGGAACCUAAGUGUUUCUUUGGUUGGUUUCCAAAUUUGAAGUACCGGUACGAGGUCAGCAAGAAAGCAGAGGAGGAUGGAUUGGUCAUUGACAAGCUUCUAGAUGAAGCAAGUGGAUUCAAAGACAAAGUUGCUCACCCUUUUGAUCCACAGGUGAGAUGGGCGACACCCUCCGAGUGUUACAUGGCGUUUGAAUCGAGAGAGGCGGUUGUGAACCAGGUUCUGGUGGCACUAAAAGAUGCUACUUUGAAGGUCAUUGGUGUGUAUGGUGUAGCUGGCAUUGGGAAGACUACACUCAUCACACAAGUGGCUAAAAUGGUUAAGGCAAACAAGGUGUUUGAUUGGGUAGCUCUUUCAAGUGUAACUCAGACACCAGAUGUUGAGACCAUUCAAGCAGAGAUUGCAGACUGUCUUGGUCUCAACUUUGAAGAGGAGUCAGUUAAGGGAAGAGCCACCAAGCUAAGACAUAGAUUGAGUAAGGAGAAAAAUGUUUUGGUAAUUUUGGAUGACAUUCGGACAAGUUUAAACUUGAAUGAUGUUGGAAUUGUAUGUGGAGAUCAUCAGCAUAGAGGGUGUAAGAUACUGCUAUCAUCAAGAGAUCCCAAUGUCUUAUGUGAAAUGAAUGUUGACAAAUCGUUCAAAGUCGAUGUUCUAAAAGAAGAAGAAGCCUGGAAUCUGUUCGAUAAAAUGGUCGGUGAUAGAGUUAAAGAUCCCAGUGAACGGUCCAAAGCUCAUGAUGUAUGUAGGGGAUGCCGGGGCUCGCCACUUUCCAUUGUAACAACUGCAAAUGCCUUGAAGAAGAAGGAUUUCUCUGAAUGGGAAUCCGCUUCGAAACAGCUAACGACUCAUCCUUCCUCGGCUGUAGAGUUGAGUUUCAAUCAUUUAGCUAAUGAUGAACUUAAAUCUGCUUUCCAGCUUUGUAGUCUUAUGCCAUACAAGCCUACCAUUUUCGACAUGUUGAAAUAUGGUACGGCUUUCGGUUUGUUUCAAGGAAUUACAACAGUGGAAGGAGCGAUUCAGAGACUACACAGAUUGGUACAAAACCUCAAAUCCUCAUGUUUACUAUUUGAUGGUCGAAUGGCUGAGGAAUUUGCAAUGCAUGAAGUGAUUCGAGAAGUUGCUGCAUCAAUAGCAUCCAGGGAGGGAAAAAUGUUCUUGAUGAGAAAUGAAAUUGGACAAAGAGAGUUGCCGAAUGCUGGUAGGCUAAGAAACUGCACCGCAAUCUCGCUGUUUUACAACGAUUUUGUUAUACUUCCUGAUCAACUCGAAUGUCCACAACUUAAAGUUUUUCAACUUUACGACAACAAUCCCGUUUUGAGAAUCUCCGAUCAGUUCUUCUCGAAGAUGGAAGCAUUGGAAGUCUUAGACGUGAAAGGAAUGAAGCAUUUGUCAUCGUUGCCUUCAUCACUCAGUUCAUUGGGAGACCUUCAAACUUUAUGUUUGGAGUCAUGCGUUUUGCAGCACUUGGCAAUGGUUGAAAAGAUGAAGAAACUCGAAAUCCUUAGCUUCAACAAUUCCAUCAUAGAAGAGUUGCCUAAAGAAAUAGGGGAAUUGACUCAGCUAAAGGUGUUAAACUUGGAUAAUUGCUCCAAACUGAGAGCGAUUCCCCCUAAUGUAAUAUCAAACCUGUCUCGACUGGAAGAACUACAUAUCGGUAACAGUUUUGCUCAAUGGGAGGAUGAACAAACAACACAGCGCCAUGCUAGCCUCAGUGAGUUGAAUCACUUACCUGAUCUAACCAGUUUAAACUUGCAUAUUCCUGAUUAUCGUAAUAUGCCGAAGAGAUUCUUCUUCAAGAAGUUGCAAAGAUUCAAGAUAUUGAUAGGAAACACAUGGGAUUGGUCAGACAAGCAUGAAGCCUCAAGAAUAUUGAAGCUCAAGCUCAAUGAAAGCAUUCAUAUGAAUGAUGGGGUUCAAAUACUGUUAAAGAGAACUGAAGUUUUGUAUCUAGAUGAUUUGAAGUAUGUUGAGGAUUUGUUAUAUGAUUUGGAUGAGAGUACAACAGGCUUUCCACAGCUGAAGUAUCUCCAUAUCCAAAAUGGUCCGGGACUAAAGCAUAUUGUUAACUUGACUGACAAGGUUACUCUUGAUGUUUUUCCUGUCUUGGAGUCAUUGUAUCUUCAUAAUUUGAUCAACUUGGAGAAGAUAUGUAAUGCUCAGCUUGAAAUGCAACCCUUUGCCAAGUUGAGAGUGAUAAAUGUGGGAAGUUGCAGUCAAUUGAAGAAUUUGUUUUCAUUCUCCAUUGCCAGAGGCCUUCAACAACUUCAAGAAGUUCAAGUGGUAGACUGCAAAAACAUGGUAGAGAUCAUUACAGGUGGAAGAGGAAGGGAUGUUGGUGACAAUGAAACAACAACCACGAUUGAGUUCGAGCAGUUGCAAUCCUUGACGCUACAACAAUUACCGAAGCUUAUCAGUUUCAAUGCAAGCAGUACUACUGCAACACUCUUCAAUAACAAGGUCACAUUUCCCAAGUUAAAGAGCUUGAAAUUGUCCUCAAUUAGCACAUUACAGAUAUGGCAAGAGCAGCUUUUAUCAGUCCCUAAUUGCAUUCAAAGUUUAACCAGCAUCACUGUGGAGGAUUGUGGUAAUCUGAAAUUUCUACUAUCAUCUUCUAUGGUAGCCAGUUUAGAGCAAUUGAUCCAUCUAGAAAUAAGUGAAUGCAAGCUAGUCGAGGCAAUCAUUGAAGAAACAAAAAUGGAGGAAAGGAUGGAGAAAAUAUUGUUUCCAAAUCUUCAUUCCUUAAAGAUAAAAGGCCUUCCACAGUUGACUAGAUUCUGCUCAGGAAAAGCUGUUCAGUUUCCUUCCUUGAAACAAUUGCAGAUAGAGCAUUGUCCUAAACUAGGGACAUUCAUCUCCAACUUUGUGAAGAACGAAAUUCGACCUCUCUUCGAUGAAAAUGUAGCAUUUCCUAGCUUGGAGAAGAUGUUAAUCUCCCAGUUGAGCAGCUUGAAAAUGUUAUGGAAUGAUCAAUUACCCAAAAAUUCCUUUAGUGAACUAAAAACAAUGGAAGUUGAGUACUGUUUACAGCUACAAACCAUAUUUCCAUUUAAUAUGGUAGAAAAAUUUCAAAGGUUGCAGACUCUGGUAAUAAAUGAUUGUGUUUCAUUGGAAGAAGUCUUCGAUUUCCAAAGGCUCAAUAUCAAAGAAAACAAGACUGAGGUAGCAAUUCCAUUGAAGAAACUGUACCUGUUUAACUUACCACAGUUGAAACAUGUGUGGAGUAAGGAUCCCCAAGAAAGGAUCAGUUUCAAGAAUCUGACCUCUGUAUAUGUUUUCGGAUCUGAGAGUCUGAAAAGCCUAUUUCCGGCCUCGGUUGCAAGAGGCCUCCAGGAACUCGAAAGUCUUGAAAUAGACACUUGUGGGGUGGAACAGAUUGUUGCAAUGGAUGUAACUCCUCAACCAGAAACUAGAUUCGUGUUCCCUAAACUAGCCUUUCUACAACUUUGGAGACUCGAAAAACUCAGAAGUUUCUAUCCGGGAGUUCAUUCAACUGAAUGGCCGAUGUUAAAAAGAAUCGUGACCUACCAUUAUGGUGAUAUGAAGAUGUUCACUUCAGAACUUCUUGGAACUAGGCAGACACGAACUGUUUCUCAGCCGCUCUUCUUGGUUGAAAAGGUAGUUCAAAACUUGGAUGAACUUACAUUAGACAGUAGAGACAUCUCAAUGUUAAGCGACGAAAAUGUCUUUCGACCUGACCUAUUCAGCAGUAUAAAAGUUCUGCAAGUGCAUUGUUAUCAUCAAGAAUCAGCUAUUUUACCAUUUGGAUUCAUCCAAAACUUCACCAAUUUAGACAACCUUAAUGUUGGUUGUUGUAAAUUCAGAGAGCUCUUCCCAUCCGAGAGACUGGUCGGCGAUCCGAGAAAACCUCUCGGGACACUAUCAGGAAUUCGUACCUUGAAGUUGGUACUCCUUUCGAAUCUGCGUCAUAUAUGGAAGCCAAACUCGAGACCGGACCUAAUUCCUCCCUAUCUUGAAUCUCUGGUAGUUUGGAAUUGUAACAGGUUGAUCAGUUUGGCACCACCAUCUUCAUCGUUCUCAAAUCUCACCACUUUGGAUAUAUGGAAAUGUCAUGGUGUGAAGCAUAUAAUUUCGUCAUCUACUGCCAAAACACUUACAAAACUCACCAAAAUGAGUGUAAGAGAGUGUGAUGAAGUGACUGAAAUUGUUGCAAAUGAUGAAGAUGAAACAUUGACAGACAUUGUUUUCAGUAAACUUGUCUGUUUGGAGCUAAAUAAACUGCCCAUGCUCCUAUAUUUUGACUCAGGGAGUUAUGCCUUGAAAUUCCCAUUAUUGGAAGUUAUAACACUGAGUCAAUGUCCGAGUUUGAUUGAAUUUCAUACGAGAAACGAAUUAAGCACUCCAAAGCUAAAGAAGGUUUGGCAGACAGAAGAAAUGGAUCAAAGUUGUUGGGAAGGCGACCUUAAUGCCACUGUCUCCGAGAAAAUGGUUUUAGGUACAAGAAGAAGAGACCAUGGUUAUAGGAGGAAGAUCGAUUUAACGUGAGAUUAAUAUUUGAGGGUGAAUUUCUUAUCCCAAAAAUAUAUAUAAUUAUGUGUAAUUAGAAUGAUUUCAAUUAUUUUAUAAACUUAUUAUUUAUUUUAUUAU
Messenger RNA from Gossypium raimondii (Peruvian cotton), 4946 nucleotides. RefSeq names its product disease resistance protein At4g27190. The transcript is spliced from 5 exons. Gene Ontology annotation, molecular function: ATP hydrolysis activity; ADP binding. The record is from RefSeq and is a predicted model, not a curated record. NCBI's taxonomy places the organism in Eukaryota, Viridiplantae, Streptophyta, Magnoliopsida, Malvales, Malvaceae. The coding region runs from base 84 to 4844 and encodes 1586 amino acids.